AUGGGAAGAAAGGUCGUCGGCGUCGGCAAGAAGAACCCACCAAAGCCUUCAGGAGCCAAUAAUGCCCGACUGCGUUCGUCGAAAGCAUUGCUUACUGCCAAAUCAAAUCCUGCUCUAGCAAGCUCCCAAACUCCCGAAUUCAAGCUCGUUCUCAUUGGCGACAGCGGCGUCGGCAAGACGAGCUUUGUCAAGCGCCAUUUGACGGGCGAAUUCGAAAAGACGUUCGUGACAACACACGGUGCCGAAGUCCAUCCCUUACUUUUCCACACCAACCGCGGACCUAUCAAAUUCAAUGUUUGGGACACGGCGGGAACCGAAAAGUUCGGUGGACUUCGCGACGGGUACUACAUCCAGGGACAGUGCGCCAUUAUCAUGUUCGACCUUACUUCCCUCGUUACCUACAAGAGUGUUCCCAAUUACUACAAAGAUCUCACGCGCGUCUGCAUGAACAUUCCCAUUGUGCUCACGGGAAACAAAACGGAUGAAAUCAUAUUCCCCUGUAAAAAGAACAUGCAGUACUACGAAAUCUCCGCUAAAUCCAACUACAACUGUGAAAAACCCUUUCUGUCUUUGGCCCGCCAACUCCUUGGAGACAGUCAGUUGCACUUUGUGGAAGCACCCGCUCUACAGCUGCCGGAAACGCAGAUCGAUGACGUACAGCUGCCGGAAACGCAGAUCGAUGAUGUCACCACACAAAACAGCAAAGCCGAAAUGCUGACCGCCGCCGCCCCCCCUAUUCCGGAAGAUGACGAGAAAACUGUCUAA
Phaeodactylum tricornutum CCAP 1055/1 is the source of this 765-nucleotide messenger RNA. RefSeq lists its product with no specific name. The transcript is spliced from 3 exons. Gene Ontology annotation, biological process: protein import into nucleus; ribosomal subunit export from nucleus. The record is from RefSeq and is a predicted model, not a curated record. Gene Ontology annotation, cellular component: cytoplasm; nucleus. Bases 1 to 765 code for a protein of 254 amino acids. NCBI's taxonomy places the organism in Eukaryota, Bacillariophyta, Bacillariophyceae, Surirellales, Neidiaceae. Gene Ontology annotation, molecular function: GTPase activity; GTP binding.